ACACACCUUCGAACAUUUCACCCAACCUGACCUGGCGUCGUACCCAACGCCCAACCUGUCAAGUUAGACGUUUACCCCCACACUGUCGAACGUGCGAUCGAGCAGGUUGGGUGUCUUGUCAGUUGUAUUAUGGAUUUCGAGACAAGUGUAGCUGUUUGUGCUGGCGCUUUUUGUCUGAAACGACAAAAGAAGAAAAAAGAUCGACGCUUGUGGUCUAAAAAAUGGUUUUUGGACCGGAGUAAGUUUAGCCAUAUGUCGCUUCUUGCUGAACUUGCCAUUAGUGAGCCUCAAGACUUCAAAAAUUAUCUAAGGAUGAGCGAGGAAAGCUUUGAAUAUCUAUUCGGAAGACUGUGUGAGCACAUAGAAAAAGAAGAUAGCCUUUUGAGAACCUCAAUUCCUGCAAAAGAACGUCUUGCAGCCACUCUCCAGUUUCUAGCCAGUGGUAGGAGCUACGAGAAUCUGAAGUUUAGUUGUGCAAUAUCUCCGCAAGCACUAGGAAAAAUCAUACCAGAAACUUGUGCAGCUAUUUUUGAUGUUCUAAAGGAAGAUUUCUUAAAGUUUCCUUGCAAUGAAUCGGACUGGAUGAACAUAGCUGUGGACUUCAAAAAGUUACUGGCAAGUUGA
Messenger RNA from Homalodisca vitripennis (glassy-winged sharpshooter), 624 nucleotides. RefSeq lists its product as uncharacterized. Bases 130 to 624 code for a protein of 164 amino acids. The transcript is spliced from 2 exons. NCBI's taxonomy places the organism in Eukaryota, Metazoa, Arthropoda, Insecta, Hemiptera, Cicadellidae. The record is from RefSeq and is a predicted model, not a curated record.